AUGCUGGGUCAGUAUCUGUGCCGGUUUGGUCAGAAGCUGGUCCGCAGGAAGCCACAGUUCAAGGAGAAACCUGAGAGUCCCAAGACCCAUCCUCCGAACAUCCUGGACCUGGUGGUGAUAGGCUUGGACAACAUGUUGGGAGCUGGCAUAUACAUCCUGAUUGGUGCAGUGGCCAAAUGCAUAGCUGGACCAGCAAUCAUCCUUUUCUUACUGGUGGCCGGCAUGACUACUGUGUUGUCUGGGCUCUGCUAUGUCAAGUUGGCAGCUGGAGUAGAAAGACCCAGUACUGUGUAUUUCAUCAGCUAUGUCACAAUGGGACAAUUGUACGCCUUCAUUACUGGCUGGAACCUCUUACUGUAUUUAAUUAUUGCCACUGCCUGUAUAGCCCGGGCCUGGAGCGCCACCUUUGACAGCCUGAUUGGGAACCACAUCUCUGAGGCAUUAGGGGGAACUUUCUCUCUGCAAAUGCCCUACUUCCUGGCCUCAUUUCCAGACUUUCUUGCCCUGGGCCUGGUGCUGCUGCUCACAGGACUACUGGCUCUGAGAGUUUAUGAGUCAACCCUGAUUCACAAAGUGUUCACAGGCUUGAACAUUUUGGUUCUCAGCUUCAUCAUCGUCUCUGGCUUCAUUAAGGGAGACCUGCACAACUGGAAGCUCACAGAACAGGACUAUACAUUGGCUGCAGCUGGAGCUGGUGAUGCCUCUAGCUUGGGCCUUCUGGGUUCUGGAGGGUUUGUGCCUUUUGCUUUUGAUGGAAUUCUCCAGGGAGCAGCUACAUGUUUCUACGCAUUUGUUGGUUUUGCUCGCAUUGUCAGUGAAGGGGUAAAAGCCAGCAGUCCUCAGUGGUCCAUGCCCUUUGCUGUCGUGAUCUCCUUCUUCAUCUGCUUUUUGGUGUGUUUUGGUGUCUCAGCGGCCCUCACCCUCAUGGUGCCCUACUACCUGAUUCAGCUCGAGAGCCCCUUGCCGCAGGCCUUCGUCUAUGUUGGGUGGGAUUCUGCCAAAUAUAUCGUGGCUGUUGGCACCCUCUGCAUUCUUUCCUACAGAUACUCGGGAUUUGCCAUAUACUUUGGAUAUGGGAUCCGACACAGCCCGGAGAACUAUGGGACAUAG
Odocoileus virginianus texanus is the source of this 1110-nucleotide messenger RNA. Lineage: Eukaryota; Metazoa; Chordata; Mammalia; Artiodactyla; Cervidae. The record is from RefSeq and is a predicted model, not a curated record.